AGGUGAAUCUGUUGGGAUUAGCCUCCACAGUGAACAUACUGACCGCACACACACAUGCUCUCUGAUGGCCACAGUCUGCAAAGAUCAGGUCGCCAACAGUUAGUAGCCUUGUGUGACAAACACACAUAAGGGAGCCUUCAUCCGCUCACUAUGGCAUCCCUGGAGGAAGAGCUGACCUGCUCUGUGUGUCGAGACAGCUUCGGCCAAGCCCACCCCCUGCCCUGUGGUCACAGCUUCUGUCCUGCAUGCAUCCGUGAGGCCUGGAGCGACCAGGGCGACUGCAAAAGUCGCUUUACCUGUCCUCAGUGUCAGGAGGAGCAUGGUGAAGUGCCAUGUGAUAGCUGCCCCCCUCAGGCAGAAGAAGGGCAGCCAUCGUUGGCUGUCAAAACCUGUCUGAAGUGUGAAGUGUCGUUUUGUGCUGAACACCUCCAACCUCAUCUCGAGAGACCGGCGUUUAGCAACCACCAGUUGGUGGAUCCGCUGGGGGACAUCUCCCAGCGAAGGUGCCAAACGCAUGAAGAGAUAUUGCGCUACUACUGUGCCGAUGAAAGGGUGUAUGUGUGUGGUGACUGUCUGCUGGAUGGAGGCCAUGCUGAGCACAAAGUGAAGGCGCUGAGACAGGUGGAGGAGGAUCUGAAGGUCAUUCUCCAGACCCUGCUCAGAAAAGCAGAGGAGAAGCUAAAAGAUGGAGAACGAAUCCUUAAAGAGCAUGACAAUAUUGAUUCCCUCAUGGAUGACUCUCUGAAGCAGGAUGACACCCAGGUGGGGCGCCUGGGCUCAGACCUGCAGGUCCAGGUGAAGAAACUGGUGGCCGCUCUGAGGGAGAUCACCACGAGGGAGAGACAGCAGGUCAUAGAGCGUGUGCAUGAGGACUGCUCCAAGGUGAGAGAGGAGAUGAGCCAGAUGCUGAGCAUCCAGCACUAUCUAGCCUCGCUGCUGGCAGAGACGGACCCCUUCCUGCUCAUCUGGGCCUUUCAAUCAGAUGACACAAAGUUACUAGCUGACCUGAACAGCCCACUUUUCAUCCCUGAUACCGUCAGUCUAGACAGGAAGCACAUCUUGGAGGACAUAGAGAGCAAGUAUCGAGAGUUCAUCACCGCCACCCUCCGCUGCCUCAGUGAACUCAAGAGGGAGCUCUUAACCAGUCCCCUGACUUUGGACACUAACACAGCUCAUCCUUUGUUGAGCAUCUCUGAUGAUCUUCGCUUAGUGACACGGGUUAAAAACCGCCUGCCCUGCGCUGCUCACCCCGAACGUUUUGACCACUGGCCGCAGGUCCUCGCUAUCCAGACCUUCUCCUCUGGGACUCACUACUGGGAGGUAGAGGCUGAAGGAUUCUGGGACAUUGCCGUCUGUUAUAGGAAUAUUGGACGGAAGGGGAAAGAGGGCAACGCCUUUGGGAACAACAAGUGGACGUUACACAUACUUCAUGCCUACAUCAUGCUCUAUUCAAACAACAGAGAAAAGCAGCAAAUCUUUACAUUUGAGAAGCAAGUAUCAUGGAGCUUAACACAGCAGCACGACAAGAAGCUGGCUGCCUGGCACAACCGCAGGAAGACCCGCCUCACGUACCAAAUGACUGGCACCCGGGUGGCAGUCGCUGUGGACUACGGCGCAGGCACCAUCACCUUUUCCGAAGUGGGACCAUCUGGCAACCUGACCCACCUCCACACUUUCUCGACCACGUUCACUGAGCCGGUGUGCUUAGGCUUUGGACUCUAUAAGGCUGAGCUCAACAGCCGCAUCUCUAUCGUCACAGUCUGA
Larimichthys crocea (large yellow croaker) is the source of this 1764-nucleotide messenger RNA. It is a transcript of the gene trim110, whose product is annotated as tripartite motif containing 110. The transcript has 9 exons. The record is from RefSeq and is a predicted model, not a curated record. The coding region runs from base 151 to 1764 and encodes 537 amino acids. Lineage: Eukaryota; Metazoa; Chordata; Actinopteri; Sciaenidae. Gene Ontology annotation, molecular function: protein binding; zinc ion binding.